This is a messenger RNA of Homalodisca vitripennis (glassy-winged sharpshooter), 1929 nucleotides long. RefSeq lists its product as uncharacterized. The transcript is spliced from 10 exons. The annotation marks the transcript as partial. The record is from RefSeq and is a predicted model, not a curated record. Lineage: Eukaryota; Metazoa; Arthropoda; Insecta; Hemiptera; Cicadellidae.
GACAAGAUGAAGUUGAUGUUGACAGUUCAAGAUCCACUACUUCUUUAAUCUUUAGUUGUAGUUUGUGUGUUUAUUCUUGAUGAUUGGUGUUUGAAAGAAUUGUUGAUAAUUUGAGUCACGCUUAUUGAUAAGAAAUGAUUUUAAUGGUUGUUCUAAAAAGCACAAGUUGCCAUUUUCCUACGUAGUUUAAUUUCCAGAACGUUUUCAAAGUUUAUAUUCUCUUCAGUUUUUGGAAAUACCAGUGCUCCUUUAGACAUAUCAUUAAGCAAGUUAAUAAAAAUGUGGUUUCUGGCCAUAGUGUGUUAGUUAACAAAGAAGUCCUAGGGUUUUAAAUUUGUGUACUUGAUAACUCUCAAAUCCAUGGAAGGAAGGUCUGUUCUGUUGGCUACAUUGCCAUUUGAAAUUAAAUCCAACCCACGAAAUAUUUUACUUUCACCAUCACUUAAACAUUUAUUGUUUUGCACAAAUCAAACUGAGGUAGUUUUGUAUAGUCUUUCAAAACAGUCUGAUUAUGGUCAUGAAGGGGCUCAUGCUAUUUGGACAAAUACAUUUAAAGAGGUUGAAAGUGCAUUAUUCUCUGAUGACGGAAAAUGGCUUGCUCUUCUAACAAGAUCACAAUCUAAGAUAAUAAUUGUCUAUAAAAUAACUGAUCAAAAUGUUUUUCAAGAAAAAGAGUUAUUCAUUGGAGAUACAGUUCAAUCUUUAUACUCAGAUGUAAAAAUUGAAAAUGUUUGUGAUGCAUCAGCGGUUACUUCGGAAUCAAGGACUUUGGUUUAUCUCAAUAAAAACCAAGUAGUUGUAUGCAGUUUAGCAUUUUUGUGUAGUUAUCAAUUGACAUCUCUCACUGAAGAUCUACAUAACUACUUUGUCAAUCUUCCAUCUGAUAUUAAAUGUUUCAACUCAAGUUUACGUCACAUCUACUGUCUUAAUCAUGUUGGCAUUAUAUAUAUGUAUAAUAUUGAAAAUGGCAUCCUGGAAGGUGUUUAUGACAUGUAUAUGGCAGUACCAAGAAGUGUGAACUUCAGUAAAAUGAGUAUCAAUGUGACAGACAAUCAAGUGUGCCUGUUGGGAGAUAGCAAUGAUGUUUACAUCAUAGAUAUUUCUGCUGCCAUAGCACUGUCUGAAUGUGUGUAUCAACCGCAGACAAGUGCUCUUGGAAGCAGUGAAAGUGUCUCAUCAUUCAAGACUUCAGUCAGUAAAAUGUCCACCUACUCCAGGGCAGAUUCUUUAAGGAGAGAAGGUGUAUCAAGUAAAAAAAUCACUUCCAUCGCCAACGCUACUUCAGCCAGCACAAAUUGGUUUUCAUAUUUAGAGAAAUUGACUAAGAGAAGAAGAAAUGAUUCAGGUAACGUGGAGGAAUGUAUCCCCUUCAUCUGCAUCCGAGAUCUUCCCAGUGUGUACGACAUUCGCAGUCUUCAUUUAUGCCAGAACAGUCUGGGAAUUUGGGCCACCCAUUCAGAUAAAACGUCUGAUGGGUUUUACAGAGUGUAUGACACAUCCAGUGGACAGUUGGAGUGUGUGGAUAUAUUGGCUCCUGACACACAAGUUGUAUCCUUGGUCUCGCAGAGUGUAAGCUUGGAUCUCUUCUUGCAAAACUCGAGCCUGUUCCUGCCUCUUGGUUCUAUCUCAAGAGAGACAUUAAUCCAGAAGUUGGUGGUAAGCGGUGAGGACCAGAGUGUGGUUGAUGGCAUGAUAGGACAUGCAGUACUGCCACUGCCCUUGCUACAAGAUGGACUAAAACACCAUCAGAUGGAUAUGAUCAGAUUAGCCCUCAACUUACACACUCAAGCUGUUUGGCGUGAUAUCGGCCGCAGUGGAGGAGAGAGGAUGGAGACCGGUGGAGUCAGCAGUUUGCGAAGACUGGCGUUGACUCAUGUCAACACUCUCCUGUCUCUUCUGGUUGACCAGACCAGUCUGCAGACAGAGGUG